Messenger RNA from Protobothrops mucrosquamatus (brown spotted pit viper), 543 nucleotides. Its product is annotated as transcription termination factor 2. NCBI's taxonomy places the organism in Eukaryota, Metazoa, Chordata, Lepidosauria, Squamata, Viperidae. The record is from RefSeq and is a predicted model, not a curated record.
UGUUGUUGUAUCUCAGUGGACAAGUAUGCUAAAAAUAGUAGCAAUACAUCUUGACAAGCUUGGCCUGAAACAUGCCGUAGUGGAUGGUUCAGUAAACCCAAAACAGAGGAUGGAUAUCGUUGAAGAAUUCAACAACAAUCCUAAAGGAACCAAGGUGUUGUUAAUUUCACUUCUGGCUGGAGGUGUUGGCCUUAAUCUGGUUGGAGGAAACCACCUCUUCCUUCUAGACAUGCACUGGAAUCCAGCACUAGAAGACCAAGCCUGUGACCGCAUUUAUCGGAUGGGGCAGCAGAAGGAUGUUAAGAUCCAUAGAUUUGUCUGUGAAGGAACUGUGGAAGAAAAGAUCUCAGAGCUGCAAACCAAGAAAAAAGAAUUAGCCCAGAAGGUGUUAUCAGGAAAAGGAGAGUCCUUCACCAAGCUGACUCUGGCUGAUCUCAGACUUCUGUUUGGCAUUUAGCUGUUCAUUUUUUAAAAAAUUUCUUCCACUACACAGAAUAAAUGUGCAUUUGAAAAGUUCGCUAUUCUUUAAUAAAAUGGCCAAUA